Eublepharis macularius is the source of this 1442-nucleotide messenger RNA. RefSeq names its product jagunal homolog 1 (gene JAGN1). Gene Ontology annotation, biological process: granulocyte colony-stimulating factor signaling pathway; vesicle-mediated transport; endoplasmic reticulum organization. The transcript is spliced from 2 exons. The record is from RefSeq and is a predicted model, not a curated record. The coding region runs from base 41 to 592 and encodes 183 amino acids. Gene Ontology annotation, cellular component: endoplasmic reticulum membrane. Lineage: Eukaryota; Metazoa; Chordata; Lepidosauria; Squamata; Eublepharidae.
GCCCUGUUCUCCGGCGCUUGUUUUCCGCCCUUCGUGAGAGAUGGCUUCCCGCGCGGGACCUCGCGCCGCGGGGACUGAUGGCAGCGACUUCCGGCACCGGGAGCGUGUGGCCGAGCAUUACCAGAUGAGUGUGUCCCUCAAGUAUGAGAUUAAGAAGUUGAUCUACAUCCAGGUGGCACUGUGGCUGCUGGUGGCAACGCAGAUGUGUGUUGCUCAUUUCAAGAUGCUGCCCCACGACCAGGUGGCUAUGCCCUACCAGUGGGAGUACCCUUACUUACUCAGUAUCAUCCCUUCACUGUUUGGCCUCCUCUCCUUCCCCCGAAACAACAUCAGCUACCUGGUUCUCUCCAUGAUCAGUACGGGCCUUUUCUCAGUGGCGCCCCUCAUCUAUGGCAGUAUGGAGAUGUUCCCUAUGGCCCAGCAGCUCUACCGUCAUGGCAAGGCCUAUCGCUUCAUCUUCGGCUUCUCUGCUGUCUCAGUAAUGUACUUGCUGGUGGUGAUUGCUGUGCAAGUUCAUGGCUGGCAACUUUAUUACAGCAAAAAGCUACUGGACUCUUGGUUUACCAGCACUCAGGAGAAGAAGAAGAAAUGAAGAAGUGGUUGGGAUUUGCAUGCUUGAGCAACAUUGUCUCUGGGCUGGGAGCUGGAGGGGCCAGACUUGGGCAAAGGUGGAGUGGGUUCUUUGCCAUCUGUGUCUUGGCAAGUGAUGCCAAAAGUUGUCUCUGUGCUGAGUGAAAGUUGAGCCAUAUCUAAGUCUCUUCCAGCUAGAGCUGGGAGACACACAAUAUGGACAACUUUCCUCCGGAGGGAUUUAAGGGAUCUUCUGCCCUCAGGAGAGGCAGCUGCUGCCUUGGAUGCUGCUGAAGGUGCUGGGAGUUCACAGGGAGUGGACAGGAUGUUGAACCACGCACAGGCAUCUUCAAAUGUAAGAAGAUUGGCCAUUGCCGUUGUCUUCAGCUGUGCUGUAGCCUGUGACGUAGGAGUUGGGUGGGAUGAUAUUUCAGGGUGAAGUGGAAAUCCCUUGCAGAUGCUCAUCCUCGUACUCUCAGUAGGGAAUGCUCUAGGCUUCAGCCCUGCAGCGAGAGUGUGCAGUGAUUCCCCCACCCCACCCCAAGAAUGUGGUGGAAGAAGACCUCAUGCACUGCUGAUUUUUGCCAGGAAGGAAGUGCUUUCAGCCAGAUGUGGUCAUGCUAUGCUUUUCCUCUUUGCUCACCAACAGAGGACUGGUUGGUGGACUGAUGCUGCAUCUCUGUCCCUGGCCUGCUUUCCAUGCUCAUGUAGACCAUCACUGCUUUAGGGUUCCAUCCCUGCUCAAACAUUCCCUUUUUCUUAAGCAGCAGAGGUGCCCCCACCCCGAGACAGUGGCUGCCUCCUCCACCUCCCAGGCACUGAAUUUCAACAUCCCUCCUAUGUGCUUCAGUACCAAUAAAGAGCUGAAUGGA